AUGUCUACGACUAUUCAAAUUAUCACGGAAGAAUGUGUCUACAUAUCCACUAGUACGAGAGUAGAGUUCGAAUUCCUAGUCAAAUAUGCUCGGAGGAUGCUCAAAGAUAACUCAAAUGAUUAUUUAGCCACUGGUCAUGUAACAGGCAUAUCAAGAGUCUGGGAAAAACGGGACGAUGUUGUGAGGCCCUUCGGCGAUAUACGUCAGGGAAGAAUGAACGUAUGCUCUCUUGACCUGACUCAAGAUCUCCUUCUCUUCUCGGACGCGAGUGAGAAUAUCAAGCUUCCACUAUCUCGUCUGAGAGAGCCCAAAUCAGAGUUGCCGCAACGCUCGGAGUUUACACCCUAUAAAAUUGAUCCGCCUCCAUUGUUGGAUUUUGCUAUCUUCCCACCACCGUACAAAUCACCUUCAGGUGCUGUGGACGUACUCCGCCUUGCGCUCAUCCCACCGAUUCUCUCAGACUUCGCGUUUCAGUGGCGUCAUAUACUACGAUCUUCAUACAGGAAACCCACACUUAGAAGACUUGCCGAGGCAGUUGUCAAAAUCGCAACACUUGAUUUCCGGAUUGAAGAAGUGUCAAAAAGUAAUAACAUCUUUUUCGGAAGUCCCUAUGUUGAUGUUACCGAUCAACCUUUAUGGAAACUUGGCGAGGACGAAAUGUUCAGUGUUGGAAACACUACCGUCAUUGUACACGAAGACCUUGAAACUGCCUUCAAGAUUGCGAAAGAAGAGGCAGCAAGCGCAAAUGGAUUGAUCCAGCAACAGAACUACUUACUUUUCUCGGUACGAUAUCUGAUGGUAGCUCAUGUCGAUUCCACGGGAGCUUUUUCACACACGGCCCCAACAGUUUUCAUGGAUGGUCACACGCUUCCUUCUCCUUCCGCUAUAACUCUCCUUCUACAAGUCCUCCUACCACCCUGGCCACCUCACACACCCAUCCAUAGUUUACCCCUGGAAAUUGUAGACCAGAUCUUGUUGUUUGUCUCCGAAGGUCCAGUCGAAGCUGCGAGGCUUGGGUGCUCUCUGGACCUAGGGAGGCCAUUCGAGUGGAAAAAAGAGCUAAGACACAAGCAGCAGGGUGUUUCGAUCGAACUUCUUCAGUCGAAUUCGCAUCGUUCGGAUGAUACUCCGAUUGAGUCAAAGAUCUGUUUUGGGGAUGAGUUUUGCGGGGUUUCAUAUCUGUGA
Glarea lozoyensis ATCC 20868 is the source of this 1185-nucleotide messenger RNA. RefSeq lists its product as uncharacterized. The transcript is spliced from 3 exons. The coding region runs from base 1 to 1185 and encodes 394 amino acids. NCBI's taxonomy places the organism in Eukaryota, Fungi, Ascomycota, Leotiomycetes, Helotiales, Helotiaceae. The record is from RefSeq and is a predicted model, not a curated record.